AUGAAAGAAGAGGGAGGCAACACAGCUGCCUCCCCACCUGCAGCUGCCUCCAGCAGCCCCACUGCGAGUCAAGAGAAUGACCAGGCUCAGGCUAACGCGGCAGCUGCCCCUAGCGGCGUCAUCGCUUCUUCCAAGACCCAGAAUGAAGAGCGUUCACGACAGUAUGCAGCAGGCUGUGGCAGGCGCAAGGGAGGAGGGGGGGUCAGAGGCACUCUUUUUAAGGGACGCAGCAAGCACAAACCAGCCCAAGGUGUGGGUAGUGGAGCCGCCGGUGCCGCCGCCUGCGGCAAAUUCACAUCGCCAGAAGCUGUCCUCAGUGCUGCACGCCAGGUGAAGGACUCUCUUCCGCAGCUUUCUCCUGAGCUCCUCGCAAACUUGAAGGCAAGGGGCCUCGAACCGUGCACGCUAAAGGAGGUCCUGGAGGAGAGGGGCAUCGGCUGGGCAGCUACCCAGGUGCGAGACGAACGGGCGGAGUCGGAACAUGCGCGGUUACUGAAGGCUUUUCAGCGGCAGUGCGAGGGAUGGGGGAACAAUAGAGAGGGCUGGGUGCACAGCAAGUGGCACAGCGUUAUUGUCUGCCCAGAUUUCAAACGCGGGGGCCUCCAGGUGGUGCAGGCGGUGCUUGUUUGCGUUACUUUUUUGUUGUCCCGGCCUCCUGGCUUUCAGGUGUCCCGGUCUUCAAUGAGGGAGAUGUGGAAUAGCAUCAUGUCGGUAGUUCACGGAUUUGUGGAUCCAGACCUGGUAGUCUGCAGGGUCACCGACCCUACUCACCCCGUUCGCUUCGCAACUCCCCCAGGCGAGAGCUGCUACACCGUCGUAUACGCCGGAAAGGAGCCGAUAAGGGCCUCCAGAGAAAGAAGAAUACUGGGGGAAUACACAGGGCAUGUAAGGGCGGGAAACACCAACAAGCAGAGAUUCGAGUACGUCUUUGACUUGUCAUUCUGCGCGUUGGCAUGGCGCGCGGCUGAGGAAUUCGAGAAGGACAGUGAUUCAUCAGAAGACGAGGGACUCCUUACUGCAGAUAAACCACCAUCCCCAGCCUCCUCUGAGGCCCUGGGGUCGGGGAACAAGAAGGGGCUGAAGAAGGACGAGAUGGACACCGCAUAUAUUGAAGGCGUACGCAGAGUGCAAGUCACAGGCUCCUCAAAUAUCGAGCGUGUGGCACUCCCUGUUCGCGGAGAGUUGGUAUUGGACUCGCAUGAUGCAUGCAACCAAAUGUCGCUCGUCAAUCACUACGGCACCAUUGGAUUGCUGGGAGAGAAAAUAUGCCACUGCAACACAGAGUGGCAGCAGGUUUUUGUGGACGGUUGGCCACACAUUGUUCUCACCACGAUUCCCGGAGUUGCGAUAGAACCAGGAGAAGAAGUUCUGGCUGACUUCGGCUAUGAUUGGUUCAAUAGGGUGCAAGAUGCCUCCCACAAGGCGAUAGCCCGCGAGCUCCUCGACUAUCGGACUGGUGCUAAAGCAGGCGCCUGUCAGACUCUAGCGCCGGCACGGAGUGCAGACUGUUUAGUGCGGGACAACGACGUGGCGCUGCAGACUCGAGCCCGUAUGGGCGAAGUAUGCCCGUAUUGUCACUCGGACGAGAUACCGCUAGUGUCAACUACCUCCUCGAAGACUUCAGUGAAAAUUACAGACAAUGCGGGCAAGUCGGCAGCAGCGGUCAGGCAAGGACCAGGCGAGAGGCCGCAGAAGACGCAGAUCCAAAGGCAACAGAAGAGUGAGGCAGCAAACGUGGAAGGGAACCAGCAAAUGACGCCUGUAUGGGGUGAACAGGUUGUGCACUGCGACGGAUGUGACAGACCCUGCCAUCUACGUUGUAUCUUCGGGGCACAUGGCGCCAGCCGGAGUCAGCCCGCGCAGCAGCACGAGCAGCAGAAGCUUGAGGAGGUUGCGCAGCAAAUGAAUGAGCAAGAAAAAGACCGGCAGGAGCAGAAUAUUCAGGAGGGACAGCAGCCCCAAAAGCACCGGCAGGGGAGACAGCAGCAACCUAAGGAGCCUCUAAUGCAUCCUGAGGGGUUACUGCAGACAGACGCACCGGCGUCGAUUCAAGAACCUCCAGAUCCCUCCAGCUUUUCAGAGGGACUAAAUGAUGCUUCUAGUGCAUCCCCGCAAGCAACGCAGCCCUUCCCGGAGUUUGGCGUUAUUACUGGCGGAGAGAGUGUAGACGAUGUCUACCGGUGGUUUGUUGAAGGGGACUGCAAGUGGUUUUGCUGCGUCUGCCGGCUUCAGUGGGAGAGAAUGGCAACAGCCAUGAACUUCUCAGUGGACUGGAGAGCCCGCAAGGUGCUUAGCGAGGGAAACCCGCUCCUUUCACCGUUCUUCAGCGACGUUGGGACAACCAGCAUUGUGGCGCCAAAAUCCAGGAAAGGACAGGUGGAACAAACGAACACUCGAGAUGGUUCAUACCGCCCAGGUACUCAAGCAGUGGUUGGCGCAGCUGGCAGCAAACGCAGAGGCUGCAACGUAAGAGCGAACGGGCUCAGUGCCCAUUCCAAGAGACCAAAGAGGGGCACGACGGAGUCCUCUUCGUCUUACCUUAGCAGAAACUUGAAGGGUGUUUUUGGUACAAAUGCAUGCGAAGGGUGCCACCAGGAAACUUUUUCAUCCACCAAGGGAGGACGUGACUCUCGACAGGAGACGGAUGGAUCGGACUCGCAGAGGGGUGAGGUGAGCGGGUGGGAAGCAGGGGCGUCUAUGGGUUCUGCACCGCCAUGCGUUGUAGACGCCGAACCUCCUUUCUCUGAUGCUGCUAAGAGAACUGGCGAAGCCGGCGAAUCCUUCUCAAGCUGUCAAGCUGAUUUCAAGACGGCUCGGUUGAGCGAAAAACUGACGGAAGCAACGCCCCUCACGAGACCCGAGGAAGUGCCCGUAAAUCUGGCUGUGCACGGCAGCGAAACGCCGCAGAUUGUGAAGGAGGACGUUGAUGCUGUGUCAGCUCUGCCGAUUGGCACAAGCAGUGUGUCCCCGGGGUGCAGAAAAACCAGGGACGGCACGAAAAAUGGGGAACCUACUGACGUCAGACCCAGUGAUGCGGAUGGCGGUGUUGAGAAGAAGCACGCUAACGGUCUGGUGAUUGAGGAAGCAAUGCGUGUGUACAAAAACAGCAGCGAAAAAAGGCAAAACAGCAAAAUGCAGCCGUGCCCUGUGGCUUUGACACCGGAGGAGUAUUCGAGCGAGGAACUGCUUGGCUGCCGGACGGAUAUGCCGGUAGAACCUCGAGCGCUUUUGGGCUCGCUGCAGCCUUGUGUGCACUGCUAUAAGUUGUACGGGACGAAGGCGAGCGUCGAGGUCUGCAGGCUGACGAAACGGCACCUAGCGUCUAAUUGGGAUCAUCCGCACUUUGUUUCUCCUGCACAGAUACAGGACGCACUUCUCACGUGCUUCCAAGACGCCCUGCUGACGGUGCAGAAAGAGCAUCAACAAAAACUGCAGAAGCUUUUCGACAACAUGACGCCGCUGCAGCGGGGGGCAAACAUGAACGCUCUUAUGGUCGGAAAUAGACAACCAAGGAUCCAUGAGAACGCUGCUCGCCGCAGCGCGGAGAACACGCAAAAGCCGCAAGUUCACGAGACCGAGACAGUGUGGAAAGGAAGCAUUCCGUUGCUCUGUGUUACUUUGGGGAAAACAAGGGUGGACUACCAGUUUCCGGACGGCCCGUCAAAGAAAAAGUGGUAUUACGGGGUAGUGAGUAACUACCAGGCGAUUUCAAGUAAGGUUGCAGACGCCGACGCGGAAAGAAAUUCGGAGGGAAGAAAAGAAGACGAAAAGGAGAAGAAGAUCACGUAUUACACAAAUCAAUUCCGAAUAGACUACAAUGACGGAGAUUUCCAAACUGUUCCGCCCCAUGAAUUGAUUGAAAUGCUCAUUGAAACAGGACCUGGCAGCAAACUAGACGGUCGGAAAGCUAUCACAACAACUCCUCUAGUCAAAAUGCUCUCCCCAGAGCUGAAAAGGGCUAGUCGCCGAGUUAAUCAACUUGUCCGAGAGACUAACAGGAAAGGUUGCGUAGUAGAGUCGGAAUCUGACGAUGAAUAA
This is a messenger RNA of Eimeria acervulina, 4038 nucleotides long. RefSeq lists its product as hypothetical. NCBI's taxonomy places the organism in Eukaryota, Apicomplexa, Conoidasida, Eucoccidiorida, Eimeriidae. The record is from RefSeq and is a predicted model, not a curated record. The coding region runs from base 1 to 4038 and encodes 1345 amino acids. The transcript is spliced from 8 exons.